AUGGCUAAUCCUGUCAUCUGUAAUUUAUCCGAAUUGGCUUCUCCCUCACGCUCACACACCACGCACACACUCACACACUCCGCUGGCAUCGCCACUCCGCCGAGGUGCCGCUUCGAGCUCGCCGCCACCCGCCCGCUUCGCUGGAAGCCGCUCCCGCGCCCAGCCGCCCACCGUGCCGGCCCGCCGCACCGGAAGCCGCCACGCCCAUGCCUGCCAGCCGCCCGCUCUCCCACCCGCCGAGCACGCCCGCCCCCACGCCCCACGCCCCGCGCCCCGGCAGGCCGGCUAGGUGCCCCCGUGCCUCCUCUUCUGGAGGAGGAGGAGAAGGGGAAGGGGAAGGGGAAGGGGAAGGGAGAGGAUAAGAAGGAGGGGAGGAGCAGCACCGCGCCUAGCCCCGUCCACAUCUCCGCCAGGCGCGACCAGGUCCCGUCCAAGUCGCCGCCCUGCAUCGACGCCUCCGCCAGCACCUGGAGGCCGCAGAUCCGCACGGAGCACCAUGCAAUGCUCCACUCGAAUUCUGCCCCCAACCCUUCAAGGCAAUUGGGGAUCUGCACGUUGCUGGCUCAAAGUUUCUGGAUGUCGGAGACGCUAUUGGAGUUCAUGUCUGAUCUGGUUCUGACAAGAUGGCAAUUACUGGUUCGAUGCUUUUGUUUCCUAGUAUUCUGUUCUAAGUCGCUCUGGGCACACCAGUAUGCCGUGACACUUACUGUAGGAUUAGUAGAUCCCCUCUCCUCACGUUCUGAGCGCCAAUGCUGCGAAUUGACUUUCCUUGACCAAGAUUGGUACAAGCUGGUGAUGUAACUGGAACCUAGAGAAGCCGGUCUUUUACGCACCUUGCAUUCACGCCUGUUGUUCGGCAGAUGCUGCCGUGAUGCAGCCUGCCACUGAGCUCUGUUUACAUCCUGCUGCUUUCGGUUGAUGUCACUAUGUCAUUUUAUCAGUUUCUGUUCAUGUUUAAGCCUAGAUUUUCA
Messenger RNA from Panicum virgatum (switchgrass), 971 nucleotides. RefSeq lists its product as uncharacterized. Lineage: Eukaryota; Viridiplantae; Streptophyta; Magnoliopsida; Poales; Poaceae. The transcript has 4 exons. The coding region runs from base 1 to 801 and encodes 266 amino acids. The record is from RefSeq and is a predicted model, not a curated record.